CCGCCCCCCAGACGCUCCAAGAGGGUUCGCAGACGUCCUCCGUAGCCAUUUUGGCUCAAGCGGUUUAGUUGAGUGUCUGGUCGUUCAGAGAAUAUGUGAUUGGCCCAGGCGCACAUACGAUAGGACACGAGCCCAGCGGUGCCGUUUACAUCUUCCCCGAUGGACGCUAGCAGCUCACCAGAGAGGGCUGCCCCAUGGACAUUCACGCGGCCAGCUCGUGGCCACUCCAGAUGGACGCUGAGCCGAUGGACGCUGGCCCGACGGAAGCUGACCCGAUGGACGCUGGCCCUUCAGGCCCCUUGCCAGUGGACGCCGGCCCAGGACGGCCCCCCGAGCGACUCCGGGGCCGGGCCGCGGCAGGGAGGGCCGCCGCGCUCGCGCGCGGGAGAGUGGUGUGGAAGGCCACCAGAGGGACUCCAUGGCCGCGCUGCGAGGACCGCCGUGGUGGCGGCGUCUGCGGUUGUGCGGCCCCUCGUGGGCUCCUCGGCCCGCGCGGGCGCCGCGGGCGCGCCGCUGGCGGCGAUCAGCACGCACAGCGCGGCGUUUCGCGAGCUGUUCGCGAACGUCGCCGAGCUCUGCUCGGCGCUGGCCAGUGCGGGGGCGUGCGUCCAGGAGGUCAUCAAGGACAUGAUCGGCACAAUCUGCGAGCCUCCGCGGCGACCCUUUGAGGAGAACGGCGCAGGAACGUGGUUAUUCUGGGCAAUGGAUGUUGCCGUCGUGUUCCUCAUCCUUGCAGCGUGCCUUUUCUUAUUGGGCUUCGCUACAAUGCCACGGGAAGGAACCGUCUUUUGCGUCGCGGGCACUGAGCUGACUUCCAAUGUUUUGGCUCUCGACGGAGUGGAUGAGGAGGAGGAUGUCGUGCGGCGUAUCAUCAAAGGCACCCGGAUGUUCGUAGCGGUUACGUUGCCGGUGUUCUCGAGCGGCCUGCUCAGCGUCAAGCACUGGCUGGUGCCCGCGCUCCUUUCUGGCUUGUGACUCUGUUCCGUGUCGUGCCCUUUUCUCGUUCUCUUAUCCCCUCUGGCGAUGCCUGUUCCUGCAACGAUCGUGGCCAGGCCCAUCCUGGUUCUGGGAUCUGUGUACACGUGCUCCCUCUUACCUGUGCCAGGAAUGCAUAUCCACAGCAGGCGGCACCAGCAGGGCGCAGGGGCGGAGCAUGCGGCGCGCGCCCGUCUCCGUCCCGCCACUUGCGGCGCGCCCGAGGGGGACGGCAUCGAGGACACCGACCCCGCCGAGGGCGGAUGCGAUGGUGAGGGCGAAAAGGCUGAUCAGGUAACUCGCACCUCACCGCAUAAGUUGUUUCACUGCUUCUCGUAGCCUCUGGGUUUCAGACCCGUGCGCGCUCGAGCUCUACCGGCAGUGUGGUCGGCGUGAGUCCAGGGCUGAUGCCACGCGCACAUUGGAUCCUUCGCAGGAUCACGAGCGGUGCGGGUCAGAAAGACUCAGAUGGGACAGAUCGGGGGGCAGCCUGGAACUCCCUUGUGGAGAUUCGGCUCUUCGGAGUUGUCACGCAUGUGCCGAGAUUGGCAUUCGCGCUUUGCAUUCGCAUUCAUCAGCACCUCCUGGUCAAUUAAUGCUGUCGGGCACAGGCGCGCAUCCAACUACUCGCGCGGUUGUUGGCAGACUGCUCUCGAAGUGGCGCUUGGUGUUUUAGACCAGGACACCAGCAACAACCCGUAGAUGAAUUUGUAUUUUUUCACGUAGGCGUUCAAUCUAGUUCCUGCGAAAACAAUGUUGUAGUAGUUGAACAUUAUUAAUUCUAAAUUCCUUGGACGCCCUCAGUUAUCUCAGUGAAGGGCUGCCGGUUGUUAGCUCAAUGGUUGACUGUUUUUCAUGUCGCCCCGCUCGCACGCGGCGAAUAGAGCCUGGCGCAACGGCAUUGCCCACGAUUCGGACGGCCGGGCAAGCUAAGGCCGCCUUCACCCUCCUCCUCACGUUUGUGAGGAGGAGGAGGAGAGAGGGAGGGGAGUGUCGCACGACGUCGUGCUGACGGGCUGCCUGGCCAGCCGAGCAGGUGCCGGCCUCGCGAGGCAGGAGCACGGCCAAGGGGGGCUGCGCGGGCGGAGGGCCGCAGGAGCCCACGCGGGAGCUGCCCGCGCUUCCGCGGGAGGCCUGCACCGCGCAGGGAGGCCGGCUGCAAACUUCUCGGGCUACCACGAACAAGCUUCUGUGCAAGUAACUCCUCGUCCGCGUGCACGCGGCGAUUGGCCAGAGCCGCAAGCAGACCCGCACCGCGUGUCGGCAUCUCUAGGCAGGAUGUGCAUUGCGCCUUGCUGGUGACAUGUGUUGCCUUGGACGACAAGCUCCAGGAUCAGAGGUAUUGUUGAUUCAAGUCUGCACGCGGCAAGUCUGACAGACUUCGGAGGUGGCGGGGAGGACGC
Messenger RNA from Prorocentrum cordatum, 2378 nucleotides. Lineage: Eukaryota; Dinophyceae; Prorocentrales; Prorocentraceae. The record is from the annotation of a GenBank genome assembly.